GAAGAGAAAGGAGGUGUGUUGAGUGUUAAAUUGAAAACAGAAAUGGCGGGGUCCAUAAACUGUUAUUAGCACUGUAACUGUGAAACGACGACCAUCUGCUGGAGAUAUAGACGCAAAACAAUGUCGUCGCAAAGCAACAAGGCGCAAGUAUUCAGCGGAAGAACACCAACUGUAGUUAGGCGCACUGUGCCUAGCAACGCCGGGAGUUGUGUUCAACGUUAGCUAGCUACCAGAGGAGUGUCUUUUUCUAUUUGCAUCAGUCUUCGUGUCUAAGACAAUGUUUCACCUGCGCCAUGUACACUGAAACGACUGCACAGUUUCAGCGAGUCUGUGUGCGAGUCGCCAAAUAACGUAGACAAACAACGGGUACCUGCGACACGGCUGUGUGCGGGACAUCCAGUGAAAGCAUGUCAGUCAACGGGAAAGUCAUCCCGCACACCCCGCUGGCCGUAGACUUCUGGCAGGUGCGGAGGUGUCCGGGCACACGGUUGUUCUUCCUGUCGCACAUGCACAGCGACCACACGGUGGGUUUGACCUCCACCUGGAGCAACCGGCCCAUCUACUGCUCCCCGACCACUGCCACCCUGCUCACACUCAAGCUGCAGGUGAAAGAACAGUGGAUCCAUGCAUUAGAGCUGGGUGAGCCUUACCUGUUGCCACUGGAUGACAUCGGCAAGGAGAGGCUGACAGUCACGCUGAUAGACGCCAACCACUGUCCGGGGGCUGUCAUGUUUCUCUUCGAAGGAUACUUUGGCUCUAUACUGUACACUGGUGACUUCAGAUAUACUCCCUCUAUGUUGCGUGAGCCGUGCUUGAGGACCAACACCACUAUAGAUGUCCUGUACCUGGACAACACCAACUGUGACCCCAACCGCACCCUCCCCUCCAGACAGCGAGCCACUCAACAAAUCAAAGAGAUCAUCCGCAGCCACCCCAACCACAUCGUUGUCAUAGGCCUGUACGCACUGGGUAAGGAGUCCCUGCUGUUGGAGCUGGCAAUGGAGUUUAAAACCUGGGUAGAGGUGAGCUUUGAGAGGAUGGAGACUCUCAAAGCCCUGAAGCUGCCUGACGUCUUCACCACAGACGUAAGAGCCGGUCGCAUCCGAGCCGUGGAGCAGUCGGCGAUCUGCUCUGCCGCUUUACACCAGUGGAACCAAGAACAACCCACUCUGGCCAUCCUGCCCACCAGCAGGCCCCUGGUCUCCUUUCACCCCAAUGUCCACGUGGUGCCCUACUCCGACCACUCCUCUUACCAAGAGCUGGAGGAUUUUGUCUCUGCGCUCAAACCUACCUCCCUUGUCCCCAUUGUAGGAAACUAUGUACCUGGAAGCCUCUCAGCUUUAGUGUCCAGCAAAAAGCGCCAUGAAAUCCUGGUGCCUGAGUCAGUCCGACACUACAUGUUGAGACAGCCUGAGAGCCAGCUCAGCUCGUCAGCAUACACCAGCCUGCGCCGCAGACAUUUACGACCUCUUGCUCCCAAAGGGGUGAUAUUCGAGUCUCCUGUAAGGGGAACCAGGCAGUCGUGCGAAGAAGCCUUGGAGGCAGGGUGCCCAGAGCAGGAUGCUUCUGAGGACGACAUGGACACAGAAAGUAGUGAAAAGGGCUCUGAGUGUAUCCUUAUUGACCUGAGCAAGGACCUCCUCCCUAACAAACACAGAAAAUGGGCUGGAGACAUGUGGAGUCUCAACAUCGUCAAGACGGUGUCUGAAGAUAUGGUGAUGGCAGAGUCGGUGCCACUCAGUCAACUCACCCAGAGCAACUUUGCUCCAAUGGAGAUCCUGACAAACCCCAAGCCCGGCUUGAAACCUGUCGGGACCACGACAAGGCCUUUUGAAACCAUCGCCAAAAAUAAUAACAAGACAGCAUCAAAUGAUUACCCUAGUCAGCAUAGCAGCACAUUGUCAGACGGUGAUAGCAUGAGUCAGCACAGUGGUAUUGAUCAGGACGAUGACAUAAUGUCAAAUGACAAUAACGCGAGUCAGCACAAUGGACACGAUCAGAACGUCAGCGUGACAUUAGUGCAGAGCGAUAACGAUUCUUGCUCUUCGUCAGGCUCCUUGACCGAGCUGCGGCACGAGUACAUAGAGGAGCUUGAAAACAGUAUUUUAAAGGACCUUCCCUUCACACAGAUGGACAUUAAGACAUGGGGCCUCCUGCCACAGCGCUUUAUGCAUCAGUUUCCCCUCUGUCCUUUGUAUGAUGCAAAAGAUGAUGACCUCUCCGAUGGAUAAUGUGACCUUACAUUCAAGUGUUUGCCUUGCUUUAGAGGCCUUUUUGUGUUGUGUUAUGUUAAGAUAAGUACUUACGUUCUGCCAUUUUCUCAUUGGUUUCUUCCUUCUUCAUGUAAUCCCUUCUUUGUGCCUCCCAUUUUGAAUGAGUGGUCUUAGAAAAGCAGGCUUGUGAUCAAAAGUUCAGUUUGUCUUUGGACUGGACCUGUGAAGUGAUGAUAACCUUCAUUUAUAAUUUAAAAAUAAUUUCUCUUGUAAUGGAAAAAACGAAUCAGUGACUUAUUGCCGUUAUAUGCAUGCAUGUAUACAUAUAUGAAUACACGCAUAAUUGCGCACCAUGUAGUUACAUUUUCACAAGAUAGACAAGUAAGCUUAUUACUAUUUAUUCUCCUUGAGAACCAGCUGGUCGGUUUUUUGUUCCUUGAGCAGUUGAAACCGAAACUCGGGAGAAUUUGGAGUGCUUUGAGAUUUCAAUGUAAGGAGAAGUUUAUGCUGCAUUGUGAGUUAAAAGCCAAAAUAUUAUUGUGAUAAAAAGCUUAAAAUCAGUCAAGGUUUUGCCAGUUACCAGAUUUGCCUUUUUCGCUAAAACUUUCAUUUUUAUAUUUCCACUGUGUGUGAGACAUUUGAAAUCUUCCAAGUCUGGUGUUGGUUGUUUCCCUCUUUACUGAGAAUAGCAGUAUUAAACAUUAAUAGUGGUUGCUACACUGGUACAUUAUAAUGGAAGAAAAUCCUACUUCCUGUGAUUGUCUUUGUAACUCUUUACCUAUUUGAGGUUUGUGAAGUUUAAGAUAAAGUAUUUUCUCUUCUACAUUAUUUAGCACAUGUGACAGUGUUCUUUUUGUGAUACUGAAGAUAAAACAGUGUGAAACACUCCUCAGCACUUCCAGAAUACUUUUACUAUAACAUUUCUUUAGUAACUAUUCAUAUUAAUAAACAAUCCAAGUAUAACUGUUGGGAAAAAACUAAAUGUCUUAAACAGUGCCACUGUGAAACACAUUAAGACUUAUAUUACAUUCAUGUGUAUUGAAUGUCACUGUUGCUUCUGAUUUUAUUCUUACAACAGCUAAUGUGUGUUUUAUAGUUGGUUUUAUUCCCUUUUUUUGAUCACUUUCGCCAACUCCAGUAAGUAGCUGCUGUUAUAUUUUGUACAUCUUUUAAUUUGAGGUGACAACCAGUGGUGUGCAGCUCAGCUGCUCCCUGUGAGAAUCUAACUUUUCACUCUGGCAAAUGUUACCUGUUGGACUACGUAGCUCUUAUACACUUGUAAAUAUCAUGAGGUUUGGCACUUUGCCUUUUUGUUUUGGAACUUUUUACUGUAUUUUAUUCAAAUGACAACAGACACACGUUCAAAUUGAAUGUUCAUAUUACCUUUUAUUGUUUGUCUUGUUUGAAAUAAGGAAAAAGAAAUCCAAACUUUAAACUGUAAUAUUCAUGUUGCCUAUAGGCUCAUUGCUUGUGAACUGUUUCCUAAAUAAACCUGAUAUUUGCAAAUA
Morone saxatilis (striped sea-bass) is the source of this 3721-nucleotide messenger RNA. RefSeq names its product DNA cross-link repair 1B (gene dclre1b). The record is from RefSeq and is a predicted model, not a curated record. Gene Ontology annotation, molecular function: 5'-3' DNA exonuclease activity; damaged DNA binding. Gene Ontology annotation, biological process: double-strand break repair via nonhomologous end joining; protection from non-homologous end joining at telomere; interstrand cross-link repair. The transcript is spliced from 4 exons. Bases 408 to 2231 code for a protein of 607 amino acids. Lineage: Eukaryota; Metazoa; Chordata; Actinopteri; Moronidae.